Molecule: messenger RNA, 3537 nt
Organism: Ostrea edulis (European flat oyster)
Lineage: Eukaryota; Metazoa; Mollusca; Bivalvia; Ostreida; Ostreidae
Exons: 2
Coding region: 96-1760 (554 amino acids)
Biological process (GO): positive regulation of DNA-templated transcription
Cellular component (GO): nucleoplasm; chromatin
Molecular function (GO): ubiquitin-protein transferase activity; zinc ion binding
Source: RefSeq, a predicted model, not a curated record
UGCCGCACAGGACUAGACGGAAGGUCGAAAAAAAACCAAAACAGGGAGAUCAUGUUCAAUUCUCAGUGAACUCCUCAUGUGAUCCGACAACAAAAAUGGACCCGUUGCGAAGAGCCCAGAUUAUCCUACUGUGUGACUUCUGUAAAACUGCCCACCUACAGAGUCACUGUGAACGUUGUGAUAUAAAUCUAUGCCUGACCUGUGUUGGGGAGUACCUCUCGGAUACGUCUAUAAGACACAAAGUCGUGCCUUAUAAAUACAGAAAGUCUCUUCACUACUCAAAAUGUCCAGACCACGCCGAUGAACAUUGUAAACAUUACUGUGAGAGAUGUGACAUUCCUGUCUGUUCUACCUGCGUCUCCUCAAGUAAACAUGAAGGUCACGAUAUAUCAGAUAUUCUGGGAAAAUUCAGCGCUAAAACAGAAAGUUUACAGAAAGAUCUGGAAGAACUCGAGACCAGAAUGUAUCCGCUAUAUGAAGAAAUGGCCUUCGAUUUCCAAACUGAGAAAACCGAAUUAGAAACAAAUUACGGGAAACUCACCACAACUGCUGACCAACAUGGAGAAAUCCUACACCGGGAGAUUACCGCCAUUGUCAACCAGCGGAAAUCUGACAUUCAGGAGAUGAAAAACAAACACCUAUCUACCCUGAAUAAAAAUACAGAAGAAAUCACACAGAAAUUUACUGAACUCAAACAAAUCAUUUCCGACUUGAAAUCAAUCUUAAAAUCAAAUAACGUUUCCUUAACCUCUACUUACAAAUCUAGGAAUUCCGAAUUUAGAACAUUACCGCUUAAAGUCCGAGUUACAGUACCAAGUUUGUCUGCUCAGAAACUAAACAAAGAUCACCUCAAUGAAAUGUUUGGUUCUCUGUCGCCAUUAUCCAUUAACACAGAACAUGGCAACACAAUGAAGUCAGCAGAAGCUGUAUCGUCUCCUCCAGUCAAUCCACUACUUGAUGACCGGUGCCUCACCCCCACAAUAGACACUGGGUUUAACUAUAUAUACAGUGUUAGCUGUCUGAGUGAAGAUCAAGUCUGGACAUGCGGGGAUAACGAAACCAUGAAGCUGCUCAACCUCCAGAGUAAACUACUGACAUCAAUACAAACCAAGUCAGGGAACGAACCAGAGGACAUAGCAGUGACACGGGACGGAGAUCUUGUUUAUACUGACCCUAUAAAUAGAACUGUGAACUUAGUGAAGAAUAAACAGAUACAGACCGUGAUCACACUACAGGGGUGGAGACCUGGAAUUAUCUGCAGUACCACCUCUGAUGAUCUUCUGGUUACCAUGAUCAGUGAUGAUAAAAAACAAUCCAAAGUCGUGCGUUACUCCGGCUCCACAGAGAAACAAAGCAUUCAGUUUGAUGAUCAUGAUCGUCCUCUCUAUUCGUAUGGUUAUUUUAUCAAUAACGAUAAAUACAUUUGUGAGAACAGGAACAUGGAUAUCUGUGUGGCUGACUUUGGUGCUAGUUCAGUAGUGGUGGUCAAUCAGUCAGGAAAACUCCGAUUUAGAUACAUUGGUCAUCCGUCGAAUACCGAGCAAUCAUUUGAUCCAGUCGGCAUCACUACAGACAGCCAGAGUCACAUCCUGACAGGAGACAUUGUCAAUAAUCGUAUCCACAUCCUAGAUCAGGAUGGACAGUUCCUCCGUUACAUUCACAAUUUAAAACUUCCAUUAGGUUUAUGUGUGGACAUCAGAGACAACCUCUUUGUGGCUGAGCGUGACACUGCUAAAGUGAAGAUAAUUCAAUAUAUAUAAGCACAGUGUUAAUUACACAGUUCAACACAGUACUAAUUACAUGUCUGAAACAUGUUCAUUACAUAUCUAAACACAGUGUAAUUUACAGCAGCUUGUUAAUUAAAUCUAUUUGUGUUAACUUCAACCCAAUGUAUAUUACAUUCCUGUGUUGAUAACAUUCCUGUGUUAUUUACAUUCCUGUGUUAAUUACAUUCCUGUGUUAAUUACAGUCCUGUUUUAAUUACAACACUGUCUCUACAAAUAAUGCAUCUUCAGUGAUGCUCAACUGAAAUGAUUGAAAUCCGAAAUAUCAAUGAAGUUUUAGAUCUAUUAUAUGGAAAAACAGUGUGCCAAAAAAGUGGAGUCAAAUUCGUUUAAAGAUAAGAGCUCUGCGUAAGGGAGAUAAUCCCUAAUUUUGAAAUGAAUUUCUAAAUCUUAUAACCGCAAUUAAAUAUACAUCCGUAUUUUCAGGCUAGUAACGAAGUGCUUAGCUACUGGGUUGUAAAGAUCCUCGGGGACUAACAGUCCACCAGCAGAGGCCUCGACCCAGGGGUUAUGAUGUAAAACUUAUACGGUACCAAUGUUGAUGCACCUGAUGCGCAUUUCGACAAAUAAUGUGUCUUCAGUGAUGCUCAACCGAAACGUAUUUUCAAGCUAAUAACGAAGUACUUAGCUACUGGACUGUCGUAAAUUGAUAAUAUAAAUAAUUGCAGUAAGUUACAAGUUUUAGAAAUUAAUCUCCAAAGUAUUGUGGGUUUUUUUCUGAUCGUGUAAUUUAUAAUACAUGAAUAUAGAGGAGGAAAGAAGACAGUUAUAUUAAAAUCACAUUGCUAAUAUUCGUGAGAAAAUAGCAGUUGUGGACACGUUCAUGCUAUCAAAACUCUGGUAUACUGGGCUUCUUCAAGAUCUAAAGAAUGUAUGUACUAAUUGACUGUUAUUGUUAUCAAAACCCCUCUCUGGGAUUCCUCCAGAUCACAGUUUCUGCAGAUGUCACUCCACCUGAGAUCUAUUGUUAAAUGUUUGAAUGACAGAAGGCUUACCAUUUUGGGAGUGUUAACUUAAAAUUGGGUCUUUAACUGUGUCACUAGUUAUCUACUUAUACACAAUCCUUUGUGGACUAAUUUACUGUGUUACUAGUUAUCCAUAUACAAUAUUUUGUGAACCUAUUUUACUGUGUUACUAGCUAUCUAUAUGUAAUAUAUUUCUAUCUUAUCAAGUCUUUUGUGGAAUAAUUUGACUGUGCUACUAGUUAUCUAUCUAUAUACAAUAUUCUGUGGACCAUUUUGACUAGUUGGCUAUCUCUAUACAAUCUUUCGUGGACUAAUUUGACUGUGUUACUAGUUAUCUUUAUACAAUCCUUUGUGGACUUUGUUAUCUAUAUAUAUAUAUAUACAAUCUUUUGAGGACUAAUUUGACUGUGUUACUAGUUAUCUAUAUACAAUAUUGUGUGGACUAAUUUGACUGUGUUACUAGUUAUCUAUCUAUAUACAAUCUUUUGAGGACUAAUUUGACUGUGUUACUAGUUAUCUAUAUACAAUAUUGUGUGGACUAAUUUGACUGUGUUACUAGUUAUCUAUCUUAUGCAAUCUUUUAAACAAACGUGAAUAAUUGUGAAACACUUAGGAUUUUGACAUUGUCAGUAUUUUAUGUGUAGCCUUGAAUUAUAGUACAUCCAAAACACUUACAUAUUAUUUGGAUGUGCUUGUUUUAGUGUGAAAAACUACUAAUUGAACAUUAUUCUGUUUGUUAAUUAUGUGUUUAUUUUUCAAUAUGUAUAUUAGAUAAACAUGAUACAGAG